Molecule: messenger RNA, 606 nt
Organism: Rangifer tarandus platyrhynchus (Svalbard reindeer)
Lineage: Eukaryota; Metazoa; Chordata; Mammalia; Artiodactyla; Cervidae
Source: the annotation of a GenBank genome assembly
AUGGAGGUGCAGAGAGACGCUGGGGAGAAUAAGACUCGGAGGACCUGGUGGGGCAUGGCCGGGACAAUGAAGUUCCUGGCUUGGCUGACGGUAGCCAUUUGCCUCCUCCCUGGGGUGACUACAACCUACCACCAUGCAGGGCAACCCAUGGACAGCACCCGCGUGGGAGGUGGCCUGAAGGAGCCAGAGGCCCCGGAAGUGAUGUUCGAGCUGCUCUGGGCGGGGCUGGAGCUGGAUGUCAUGGGGCAGCUGCACCUCCAGGACGAGGAACUGGCGUCCACACGUCCAGGCCGCCGGCUCAGGCUCCUCCUGCAGCACCAGGUGCCCAGGGACUUGGAGGGCGCUGAGCAGCGGCUGCAGCAGCUCCAGGACCUGCGGAAGGGACCUCCUCUUAGCCCUUGGGACUUUGAACAUCUGCUCCUCACAGGCGUGUCCUGUGUCUACCGGCUCCGUGUGGCUAGCGAAGCCGAGGAGAGAGGCCGCUGGGCCCAGGUCUUCACUCUCCUGGCGCAGGAAACACUCUGGGACCUGUGCAAGGGCUUCUGCCCCCAGGGCCAGCCCCCUUCUCUGGGCCCCUGGGCCUCCAUUGCUGACUCCUUCCCCUAA